This is a messenger RNA of Thermothielavioides terrestris NRRL 8126, 1769 nucleotides long. RefSeq lists its product as uncharacterized. Gene Ontology annotation, cellular component: nucleus. Lineage: Eukaryota; Fungi; Ascomycota; Sordariomycetes; Sordariales; Chaetomiaceae. The record is from RefSeq and is a predicted model, not a curated record. The transcript is spliced from 3 exons. The coding region runs from base 272 to 1330 and encodes 352 amino acids. Gene Ontology annotation, biological process: DNA repair.
AGGGGAUUGAACGUGGCGUGCCCCGCGUCAGGAAGACCUUCCCUACCAACCUGGAACAAAGGCACCCGUGUCCCGCACAAGCACCACCUCCUCGGGACACAGCACACACAGAUAGGUAUUGGCAGACAUCAAUCGCCCACUUUCUCGGUUGAGAUACUCGUUCUCUGUUUGAUCGGCUCGCGCUCGAGCGUCGGCAUCCCGUGGCUGGUGCUUUUAACGAUCCACGCAGCGAGUUCGCCAACCCCAUAAUAACGUUAGGUACCCUCGCGCCAUGUCGACACGACGGCGACGGCGCCAGGUUGCCCAGGACGAUGAAGACGAGAAUAUGCAACAGCGGCCGCCACAGAGCCCCGACGAUGCCGAAUCCGACGCGGACGACGCGGACGAGCCGAUGGCGGACCUGGGGCAAAGAGACGAGACCAGCCAGCUAAUCAAGAACCUCGUGCGCUAUGCCCUUGCCUGCGAGUAUUCGCGCACGCCGAUCCGGAGAGAUGGCAUCAGGGAUAAGGUGCUCGGGUCCAACGGACGGGAGUUCAAGAAGGUGUUUGCUGGCGCUCAGAAGCAGCUGCGGGCAACGUUUGGCAUGGAAAUGGUGGAACUGCCUAUCAGGGACAGGGCUCUCAUGACGACAGAGCAAAAGAGAAAAGGCAGGUUUCCAUGCAUUGGUAAUGGAGCGUCGAUCGCAAAGGCUGACAUGGUUUCGGCAGCCGCCAAAUCUCAAAGCCAAAAAGAGCCGAGUUCAAACACCUACAUCCUCGUCUCGACCCUCCCCGAAGCCUACAAGUCGCCGGCUGUCAUAACCCCGUCCAAAGUCCAGUCCGCCGAAGGCGAAGCCUCCUACAUCGCAUUGUACACCACGCUUAUCGCCAUCAUCACACUCAGCGGCGGUGAACUCAGCGAACCGCGCCUCCGCCGAUACCUCACGCGACUCAACGCGGCUGAAAACAUGCCCAGCAUGAACCCAAACGACGGGACGUCACCGAACGAGAAGACCGAUGUGCUCCUCCAGCGGAUGGUCAAGCAAGGAUAUUUGGUGAGGGUGACCGAGUCCAAGUCGAUGGGCGAUGAUGAGUCGACGACAUGGCAUGUCGGACCGCGCGGCAAGGUGGAGGUUGAUAAGGAGGCCAUUGCGGCCUUUGUGCGAACCGUCUAUGGCGGCUCCAGCGAGGAGUUGGAGAAGAAACUGCAAGCCAGCCUCAAGAUCCAGAAUCGGCCACCCAGGCCGGCCGAGGAGGAGGAAGGGGCGCCGCCGGAUGACGACCCAGGACCGAGUAACCGCGCCAACCGGAGGAGGAGGCGGGCUCAAGUCGAAAACGAAGAGAGCGAGUGAUUCGCUGUACACCGCGCUGGGGACACUGUUCAACUCCGCGCACGACUGUGUAUUUUAUGCCUUGCUGGCUACGGAUUCAGGCGAUACCCAAGCCCGAGCCGGCGCGUGUUCCCGAACAUCUGUAGGCCUGUUCGAGCUGCCCCAGCAGCAACUGGUGGGGAUCGGCGGGGGCGCCGUAUUAUCGCGACAUGCAUGCCAUCUGCAUACGCAAUCCCUGGUUGCUCUUGGGUUGCCCCUGCCUGCUCUGCCCUCUUCUGGCGGUCCUGGUGCGUCCCUGUCGCCGGCAAACCCCAGACAUACUCAUGAUUCGUUUUGUUUUGUAGUCAUAAACACGUCUUCUUCCCUGGGCGGAGGCGGCCCAACGGGUUGGAACAUUUUCUGCACAUUCACUUAGCAUUCGGCCACACAUGGACGGGACGGACGGCGGAAGGCGGGGACG